Messenger RNA from Lactuca saligna, 717 nucleotides. The record is from the annotation of a GenBank genome assembly. Lineage: Eukaryota; Viridiplantae; Streptophyta; Magnoliopsida; Asterales; Asteraceae.
AUGGAAUAUGGGAAAUCAUUUCAAAAUCUUCAGUGUCUGCAGCCAUCACUACAAAUUCAGAAAACCCCUAUUCAGAUGAAAGAAGAAGAGGAGAGAAUUAAAAUAGAGAAAGGAAAAGAAGGAGCUACUGUGGAUCUUAUGCAAGGGCUUCUUGCCAGCACUAAAGAAGUUAAGGAACAAAAUGAUGGGGGGGAAAAACAGUUUUCAAGUCAGGGGCAUGAAGGGAAUUUCUCGAAAAAUGAAGGUUCAGGGGUUUUUGCUGGAAACCGUAAGCAGGGGCAAAAAGGGAAUUAUCCGAAAAUUGGAAAUUCUGGGGCUUUUGCUGGAAUUCGCUAUCAAGGGUAUAAUGGGAAUAAUCAGGAAAAUUUGGAAUUUAGUUUUGAUAGAGGUGGGAAGACAGGAGGUAAAAAUGGGCAGGGGUAUUAUGGGAAUAUUCAGCCAAUGAAAGGAAAGUCUAAUGAUUCAAAGAUUGAACAGGGGCAAAGUUGGAAAAGUAACAAGGUUAUGGGAAAGAACAAGGAUGGGGGUGAUGUUUCGGAAGUCAAAGGGUUUGUGGGGAAUAAUUCUAUGAGUCGGCCUGACCAGGAAGCUAAAAAAUCAGAAGCAGGGGUGAAUUUUAAUGGUAGCAGGCAGGGCUAUAUUCCGAAAUCUGGGGCUCGAUUUCAAAAAUCGAUAUUAUGGCUUGCUUUUAAAAUCGAUUUCAUUAAUUUUAUAUAA